CCAGGUUGAAGCAAAAACCGGACAAUCAAAACUUUGAUGGAGUUGCUUUUUCUAUUAGGUGGAGCCCACAAUUUUUCACUAAAAUGACAAUUCUGGACAACUCACCUUCUUCAAGGAAUGGCCCCAGCCAUCUAUCUCCCCUCAGUCAACUGGUCUGGAGUUUGAACCAUUGUGAAAUUCCAAAUAUAACCUCUCCGGCCACCACUCCUCACCGGCUGGUCCGGUCAGCCACCUCUCAAAAACCCCCAGCUAGCCAGCAGCAAACUCAGCAUUUAAAAUAUCAUUACUAAUUUCAUUCUGUCGUUUUCUCUCUCUUUCACUCUCUCUCUCUGUUUCCUUCUUCCUUUUGUCUGACUUCUGCCAGAAUUAAACACUAAAGUCAUUUCCCAGAAAAAACCCAAACAGUAAUUUGAGGAAGAAAAAACAUCAAGCAGAAAACGUGUUUGACGGAGCAGAAAGCGUCAGUCUUUAAACCCUUCUGUUGGUUUAUCAAUGGCGAAGCCUUUGUAUCACCACAGGAGGAAACUGUCUAAUGUGCCUGUUGCCGGUGGUGGUGGGGGUAAUGGGUUGUCAUUUUCUUCAGGUAAAGACUCGUACGAUGACGUUUUUUCCGGUGGCCUUAAACCCAGGUCUGGAGGUGGAGUUGGAGCUCCUGGUUUCAGCUCAAGAAGGGUUGCUGUGGAGGAUUAUGCUGAGAUUUUUGGUGGCAAGAAUGGGGCCCACCACCGUGGCUCUUCGAUUCCGGUUCUUGAUCUUUCCGAACUCGAUGAUGGCGUCAAUGGGUCGGAUGUUUUCAGGGGCUCCGGUAAGAAAAUGGAUUACUCGAUGAUUUUUGGUGGAGGGGAUGAUGGUGAUGAGCCUUCUGCUGCUCCUGUUCCGGCUUUUGACGAAUUGUUCAAUGGAGUUAAAAGGGCCAAAAGAAAUGAAGUUAAAACUAGGGUGCCGGCCGAAAAUGGAUCUCCUCUAAAAGGACCAGAUCGUUUAAAUGUGUCUCAUAACAUGAAAAGCCACUCGUGUGAUGGACCUGCUCCAGUUUUGGAUGGUGAAAAGCAGUUUAAUAUGUCUUUUCAUAAAACUGGUGAACGGAGGAAAGAUAUCUUAAAUGGGACUACACACAUAGCUCAAUUAAAUGCUGUUCCUGGCUUUACAUAUGUCAUUGAUGAAACUGCUCGUCUACGAGAUACUCAACAGAAUAAGUCAAUGCCUCCGAUUCCAUCAGAAGGAAACCAUCACCGGAGCUCCAGCGAUCAUCUACAAAGUAACAAAAAGGAUAAGGCAAUGCCUCCAGUUAAAGUGGAAGUUGAUACUAAGAGCCCUGCUCCUGAUCAAUCUGAUGAAAAAUUUGGGAGACGGACCAAAUGGCAGAUCCCCACCACAAAGUCUUCUGAGUUUUCAGUUAAACAUAAAGUUGAAUGUAACAGGAGGGAUGAUGAUUGCCUGAAGGAUAACUUGCUACAUUCUGAUGAUUCUGGCCUUGAUUCACAUUUACCUAAAGAGCCAUCACCAUCUUGUUCUUCAGCCAAUCUAAAAGAUAGCAAGGGCCAAGUCAAGCAAUCAUAUGUAUCAAGUUUUGGUUCUAAGUCUGAGGGUUCUGAGGCCAUUAGUGGUUGUGCAACUUCUGAUGAGGAACUUGAUGUUAAUUCAGCUGCAGCUGCUUCCGUGGAAGCUCUGAGGAAAGCCAUUGAGCAGGCACAAGAAAGCAUAAGAAUCGCAAAAGAAAAGAUGGAAAGGAAAUCACGUCCCAGGGAUAGCUUGAAAGCCAAUGGUGGAUGUGAAAUUAAUCAUGCGCAGGAAACAAACGGUGACAAAGAAAACAAUGUCAAGGAAACAGGUAAAAGUCCUGAAAUGAAAGUGAAAGAUCCCAUUAGAUCUACUCAUGAAUCUGAGUUGGGAAAUAGUGGAUUUGUUUCAGGAUUCACUCAGAAAGAGAAGCCUGCCGCUGGCAGACAGGCUGUGAGUGAAAAUGUUGAAGUAUCUGGAGACAACGGGGUGGCGACUUGGUUUAGUCAGCUGCUAAACAAUGGGAAGCAGAAAAUGGCAGCAUUGGCAUCUGAGCUCGUAGUUAAGAAAAAUCAAAUAUUGCAACCUGGGGAUAAAGAUAUGGACAAUUGUGAGGACAUCAAGCCAGCAAAGGAGAGCUUGAAGGUCAAUGCUAUGGACGAAGUAAAUAGUGUCAAUAGCAUCCGUCAGGGGGUAAGUACAGAUGCAAAGCUAAAUGUUCUUCAAAGCUCAGAGCUAAAUGAAAGUAUGGUUGAUUCUGGCUCAUCACCCAAUGUAAAUGAUGUGAGACCAGGUGACUCUCCUAUGUCUGCUAAAAACGAUGAAGUAACAACCUGCAGACAACAUGGUUUAGAUAGAGAGGAAUGCAACGAGUUGAAAACUGACUCUUUUUGGGAAACGUUUACUGACAUGCAGUCUGAGCUUCCCAAAGCUUGGAAAGAUUUACCAGAAAGUAAUUCACUGGAGGUAGAGGAAAAAUCUAUUGAACCAAAAGCAGGGAAUAAAGUUGAGAUCAUUUCUGUAGGGGAUAACAGUGAUGGCAAAAUAGGUGAAGUAGAAAGUAACCUGCAGCAGGAAGAGCUUCGACUUGGAUUGGAUACUAAAGAAGGGGCUGCAGAUAAAGAGAAUGAUGAGUCUAAACUGGCCACAGACAUAGAAAGUGAUGGAAAGAGACCGGAAGAUGACCUUAAGGAACAUUUGGAUGGUGGUAAUGAGCAAGAAAGUGAUAGCCAGAGACUUGCUAAGUCGGUUGAGCACGAAGAAAGCCAGAUAUUCUCAGAAGAAGAAGAGUUACAGGAAGAGAUUGAAAGAAUUCCAGCAGAACUUCAUAAAAAUGAAGAAGCAGGUAGCAUGGAUGAGGAUGCUUAUAACAGCUCGUUAGAUAAGAACACAAACGUGAAUGAAGAGCUUGAGGAAAGUGUAGAAAAGUCCAGGGUGCACUUAUUUGAGCAGGUUGUUCAUGAGCAGAAAUCUGAUACAAUUUUUGAUAAGUACAGUGCCAAUGGAAUUGAGAACUUAGUGGACUUCGAGGACUCAUCCAGAUCUUUCAUGGAAAACAAUUGUGAGCAAACUAGUGAGAGAACUGAAACUGUGGAAGAGAAGGAAGACCGAGAUGAGUUUACCGCAGAAUUUAGCCGACAGGAAUCAGGAGAGGAUGAAUGUGUGGUUGACAAUGUAGGCACUAAUGAAUAUAUGUAUGAGUUGGAUGGAGAUGCUGAAUCAGAAAAAGCAGCUGAAGAGGCAUCAUGCGUGGAAAGAGAGCAUAAAUUAGAAACUUCUUCUGUGGAUCACAUUGACUCUGAAGAGAAUAUUAUGGAAAGCACAGUGCAUGAUAUUUCCGAUGCUCCUGCUUCUGGUUCAUCUGGAAGUACAUUAAUGUUUGACUUUGAACAUGUUGUUCGUGAAUCAGAACUGGAGGAUAUAGGGACUGAUAGCUUCAGUUACAACGGUAUUGACAGGGAUGUUAUAGAUAAUCAAAAUGCUACUGAGGCUUCUGCAGUUAAUGAUUCAUCAAAUUCUGAUUUGAAUGACUUGAAUCAACAAUCAGAAAUUCAUGAAAUUGAUGACCAGGAAUUUACUCACAUCACUGAGAAUUUGGAAGAGACAGUUCGUGAAGUGGGUGGGAGGGAUCAGAUAGAGAGUGAUAUAGAAUCUGAAUCUUCAUUGCAUCAUGGCUUUGUUCAUGAAUCUGGAGGAACUGUAGAAACUGGCCACAUGGCUGAGAUUCACUCUGAGAAAGAAGUUGAAAAAGAUAAUACUGAGAAGUGUCCUAAAGAACAACAGUGGGUUCAAAAUGAAAAGGAAUCAGAAGGGUCUCAUUUUUCAGGGGAAGAAGACAUAGAAACUAAUUCAGAUGGGAAAACAGACCAAAGUUCAGAAAACUACGAGGAGGAUUUUAGCAGAACAUUUGUGAAGGAAACGAAGGAAACUAGAGAACCUUUUCAAAAAGAAGAGGCGGGAAAAGAUGACAUUGGAACUAGCGAAGCAAAAAAGAGGGACAGAGAACGGGAGAGAGAUAGAAUGGCAGUUGAAAGAGCCAUCCGCGAAGCUCGUGAGAGAGCUUUUGCUGAAGCUCGAGAACGUGCUGAAAGAGCUGCCGUAGAGAAAGCAACGGCUGAAGUUAGGCAAAGAGCAAUGGCUGAGGCCCGGGGGAAGCUUGACAAGGUAUCCUCCAGUGUGAAAGCGCCAGUUGAUAAAGCUUCCAUUGCUGCCAAGCUUCGAGCAGAACGUGCUGCAGUGGAGAGAGCUACCUCAGAGGCUCGUGAACGUGCCCUUGAAAAAGCCAUGUCCCAGAAAACUACUGGUGAGACAAAACCGCAGUCAGAAAGAGAUGCAUCUGGAAAGUUUUCUGGUGCUUCCAGAGAUGCUGGACUUAAGCAUAGUUACUCUUCUUCUGAUCUAGAUAAUUUUGACGGAAACAGCAGUGAAUCAGCUCAAAGAAGGAAAGCAAGGCUAGAGAGGCAUCAGAGAAUAAUGGAAAGAGCGGCAAAGGCACUUGCCGAGAAGAAUCUUCGGGACGUUCUUGCUCAAAGAGAGCAAGCUCAGAAAAACAAACUGGCAGAAACUCUUGAUGCGGAGAUUAAAAGAUGGGCUAGUGGGAAGGAGGGAAACUUGCGGGCACUGCUUUCAACGCUGCAAUAUAUACUGGGGCCAGCUAGUGGAUGGCAGCCAAUCUCUCUGACUGAGAUUGUUACGACUGCUGCAGUUAAGAAAGCUUACAGGAAGGCAACUCUUUAUGUUCAUCCCGACAAAUUGCAACAAAGGGGUGCUAGCAUUCGGCAAAAGUACAUAUGUGAAAAAGUUUUCGAUCUUCUUAAGGCAGCAUGGAACAAGUUUAAUUCAGAAGAGAGGUGAACAAUGCCAUGAAGGCUUCUAUUUGGUAGAUGUUGCAAAGCAACCGUGACAUAGUUUUAUCCUGUAGUGGGAUAGUGAAUCUGUAAACAUAUUCGAAAAAUUCUCUUUUCUCAGUUGGCGAUAAUCAAAAUUCUUACAAGCAGUGGCUUCAAAACAAAAGGUUUAACCCCGUCUAAUUGACUCA
Messenger RNA from Oldenlandia corymbosa var. corymbosa, 5038 nucleotides. NCBI's taxonomy places the organism in Eukaryota, Viridiplantae, Streptophyta, Magnoliopsida, Gentianales, Rubiaceae. The record is from the annotation of a GenBank genome assembly.